Molecule: messenger RNA, 522 nt
Organism: Lachancea sp. 'fantastica'
Lineage: Eukaryota; Fungi; Ascomycota; Saccharomycetes; Saccharomycetales; Saccharomycetaceae
Source: the annotation of a GenBank genome assembly
AUGCCGCCUGCAGCGCAUGCAUACGGUCAUGCAAUGCACGCUGCAAGCCGUGCAUUCCAUAACAAAACAAUGGGCCUCGGAGCGAGUGCGGCCGGACAUUUACGAGCCUGGAAAAGACAGAAAACACAAAAAAGAAAAAAAAGCAAGAAAGGAAAAAACAACAACCAAAAAAAAAAAAAAAGGAAAAAAGCAAUGCGAGGGAUGGCGGCGGGAGCAUUCAGCCGGGCCGAGCCUUAUGUCCGGCUGAAUGGGUGUGUGUGUGUGUGUGUGGGGCGGGACGGGACGAAACGAGAAGGGGGGACUACUACAACCCACAGUAACAACAACAACAACAACAAUAACAACCGUGGGAUGAUGAAUGGGAAAAAAGGCGAUCUCGAAAGAACCUUAGCAACCCGCCGUGUUCCAUGCGUUCGUUGCGUCAAAACGCAACGGGAAAUACCCAUAGGGUUAUUGCCCUCACGAAACGUAUUUACAAAGGUGUUCCUCAAGACGUUCGUUACGUAUCCUAUCUGGACGUGA